AGCACCAGCAGGAGAGUCCCGGAGCUGGAAGAAGAAGAUACAGAGCGCAUGCUCCUGUGAACAUACACCACUGAACCCAUAGAAAGCAGCACACAGUCUGCAUAGGUGCAUUGUUGUUCCGGCCUCUCCUAGAGGAAAGGAAGGUCAGGACUCAGGAGGAUGCCUCGAGCCCCGACCAUGACCGCUUUCCUUGUCGCCGUGCUUGCCGCCCUCGUUCUCACGUCCGAGGGCCGCGUUUCUCGGAAGGACCUGGGCAUCGACCUCGGCGGUGGCAGCGGGGCAGGCAUCGGGAUCGGUGCUGGGAUUAGCAUUGGCAUAGGCGGUGGUGGUGGUGCCGGUGGCUCUGGCUCUGGCUCGGCGUCUGGCUCCGGCUCCGGCUCCGGCUCGGCCUCAGGUUCCGGGUCCAGUGCGGGCUCUGGUGCAGGAUCGUAUGCUGGAUCUGGCGCCGGCGCCGGCUCUGGCUCUGGCUCUGGUGCGGGUUCAGGAGCUGGGUCCGGAGCGGGUUCGGGUUCAGGGUACGGGCAAGGGCAAGGGUCUGGAUAUGGCGAAGGGCAUGGGUCGGGCCAGGGACAGGGUUCUGGGUCUGGCUCGGGAUACGGUCAGGGAAGUGGAUCCGGUCGAGGAUCUGGCUACGGCGAAGGCUCCGGUUCCGGCUCUGGCCAAGGAUCAGGAUCCGGCUACGGCGAAGGCUCCGGUUCCGGCUCUGGCCAAGGAUCAGGAUCCGGCUACGGUGAAGGUUACGGCUCCGGUCAUGGCCAAGGAUCUGGAUACGGUGAGGGUUCAGGAAGAGGAUACGGAGAAGGUUCAGGCUCAGGCUACGGCGAGGGACACGGCUACGGCUACGGCUCUGGUUCUGGGCAUGUGGCAAAUAAACAUGACUGAACAAUGUUCUCUGAGCUCUGAUGUUCUCUUCUCUUUCUGUGUAUCCAUCCAUAUACAUAAAUAAGUACACGUUACCAACUGUGGACAAAGAACUGUACUCUCUCUCUCUCCUCAAAGCAUUUCCUAUAUAGCUGUUCAAGAUACUGUUUUUCAUUAUAGACUACACUUUUUA
This is a messenger RNA of Zea mays, 1054 nucleotides long. RefSeq lists its product as uncharacterized. Lineage: Eukaryota; Viridiplantae; Streptophyta; Magnoliopsida; Poales; Poaceae. The record is from RefSeq and is marked validated. The transcript has a single exon. The coding region runs from base 160 to 882 and encodes 240 amino acids.